ACUCCGGGGGGUGGCCUUGGGUUGUCUGACAGCCGCGCCAGUGAUGCCCAGACCUCUGCUAUUUUUACUGGUCCCUUUCAUAGCUGUUCUUUGGUGAAGAAAAUUGUCCCAUCAUACUUUACCUUGAAAUGAAGCUGGAAAUGGUGGGGCUGGAGCUACUGUUGUGCCUGCUGGCAGUCAGUCUGCUCUGGGGAAUCACAAAUCCACUGCUAAAAAAAGCCAGUGUUGGGAUUGAGAACAUCCAGAUGUCAAAUCCGGUUUUGCAGACCCUACACGAGGUCAAGUUCUUGGCAUCGCGCUUCAGCUACGUGUGCCCUUUCGUGCUCAACCAGCUGGGCAGCGUGCUCUUUGUGUACACCCUUGGCAGGGUUGACCUCUCCCUGGCCGUGCCACUCAGCAACAGCCUGACCUUCCUUGUGACAACGGUAGCUGGCCGCUGCCUGGGUGAGGACACCACCAGCAGGGCCACCUGGGUCGGUGCGGGUCUGGUGUGUGCCGGAGUGGCCCUCUGUGUGGCGGACAAGACCCAGCACUGAAAUAAAGAUGGCAAGUCUGUGUGUGUGUGUUUGUGUGUGCUCAAGAUCUUAUGUGGAUCAUGAUUGGUCUUUUGUGUGUUAACAAAACCCAAAAUUUAAGCAGGAACAUGAGGUUCUGUUAAGUGUGUGUGUGUGUGUGUGUGUGUGAGAGAGAGAGAGAGAGAGAGAGAGAGAGAGAGAGAGAGAGAGAGAGAGACACUAUAAAAUGGAAUAUAAAAUGGUAUGGGCAGUUACGUUGAUUUAGUGUGUGCAUGUAUAUUUUUGCUGCAUAGCCACGUUUAUUUGUUGAUUUUUUUUUUAUACUUUAAUUUGCUGUACAACUUUGAACUUAGGAGUAAAUUAGAGGUUGCUGGGGUGAUGUCAAGGAAAUUCAGUGAUAUAUUAUCAUUCUGAGGAGCAGUUUGGCAGUGUCAUGUUCACAUUUGAAUAUUUUUCCCAGUUCUGGCAACAAUGAACUAGCUGUCUGAAUAUCACAUUCUUAUCCCUGCUGCAUCUUUGUUCCUCACUGAGUCAGUAUUAUUUCUUCCUGACUGAAGUGUGUUUCAAUUGUGAACUUUUGAUUUGCCAUUUGGUAGAUAAAUAUGUUUCAGUAA
Molecule: messenger RNA, 1129 nt
Organism: Eriocheir sinensis (Chinese mitten crab)
Lineage: Eukaryota; Metazoa; Arthropoda; Malacostraca; Decapoda; Varunidae
Product: transmembrane protein 234 homolog
Exons: 3
Coding region: 129-536 (135 amino acids)
Source: RefSeq, a predicted model, not a curated record